Messenger RNA from Camarhynchus parvulus, 1247 nucleotides. It is a transcript of the gene RPP40, whose product is annotated as ribonuclease P/MRP subunit p40. The coding region runs from base 61 to 1149 and encodes 362 amino acids. NCBI's taxonomy places the organism in Eukaryota, Metazoa, Chordata, Aves, Passeriformes, Thraupidae. Gene Ontology annotation, molecular function: ribonuclease MRP activity; ribonuclease P activity. Gene Ontology annotation, biological process: tRNA 3'-end processing; endonucleolytic cleavage in ITS1 to separate SSU-rRNA from 5.8S rRNA and LSU-rRNA from tricistronic rRNA transcript (SSU-rRNA, 5.8S rRNA, LSU-rRNA); tRNA 5'-leader removal. Gene Ontology annotation, cellular component: multimeric ribonuclease P complex; ribonuclease MRP complex. The transcript is spliced from 8 exons. The record is from RefSeq and is a predicted model, not a curated record.
CGCGUGUGGCAGCUCCCGGCCGGCGGCAGACGAGGAGGAGGAAGGCGGGCGGGAUCCGGGAUGCUGCCGGCGCAGCUCGGGCGCGCGCCGCGGCACCUGCUGGUGUGCGAGCGCGGCCACGCGCGCCACCCGCGCUCGCGGCACGCGGCGCACGUGCGGGACCACGCCUACAGCUGCCGCGUGUCUUUUUUGAUCCUGGAAUGUGGCGUGCUACCUGAAGUGCUGAAAAGCACAAUUGCAGAUAUUGGAGAGUACUACCUGGUGAGGAAUUUACCCAUUCAUGAAUUGGUCGCUCAUGAAUUCAUUGAUGCUUUUGUGAAGAAAGGUUCAUGCUACGCACUGACCUAUAAGACAAAAAUUGAUCAAGAUAAUGCUGCAGCUCUGCUACCAAAUGGUAAACUAAUUCUGUCAGUGGAUAAGGAUACCUAUGAGGAACUUGGACUGCAAGGUCGCCCUUCUCGGUACUCAGGCAAAAAAGUCAUGCGAUAUAUUAUCACUAUUGACUUGACUGAUGCUGGCUUUCACCCUGAGAGCAAGAAACAUAACAGAGUGCUUUGGGCCUUGAAAGAAAAGAAACCUUUAGAAUUUGACUUCCUACUGGCUUGGUAUAAUACAGGUGCAGAGGGAUCAACAUUGAUGUCAUACUUUUCAAAAAACCAAAUACAGGCCCUGAAGCCAAAAAUAACAUUCAGCACCUUAAGAGACUUGCAGUGUCCAGUGUUACAAAGUAAUGAUCUACAAGGAAAACCGGAGGAGUCCUGCAGUACAGAGGAGCUCUUUGAAUGGCUGGGUGCUGUCUUGAAUCAAGUUAGCUUAGACAACAAAUCCUCUAGCUUCUUAUCAACCUAUUGCUGCCCCGAGCCCAACACAGUGGUGGAAAAAGCUUUUUUGUGCACAAUCACAGGCUUUAUAAUUCCUGAGAAGAUUAUUCAGUUAUUGGAACAGCUGUGUUGCUAUUUUGGUGAACCAAAACUGGCACAUUGGCUGACCUUAACUGUGCAUGGCUUUGCAGACAGCCCUGUUUCCUGGAGAGAAAGUGAACAUGGUUUCCACAAAGGAGGAGAGAACUUGUACAACUUUGUCAUUUUUAGAAAUCUGGACUACUGGCUUCACAUGGCUGUAGGAGCUCAUGAUGAUUGUCCUCCAUAAAGUUAUGUCCACAGAAGUUGUUCUUUAAUAAUCCCUUGUUACUGACAGAAAACUAAUAAAAUAUUUUUUGUACAGGUAGUUAUGUAACAGAUUAAGUA